Diuraphis noxia (Russian wheat aphid) is the source of this 1349-nucleotide messenger RNA. It is a transcript of the gene Scamp, whose product is annotated as secretory carrier membrane protein. NCBI's taxonomy places the organism in Eukaryota, Metazoa, Arthropoda, Insecta, Hemiptera, Aphididae. Gene Ontology annotation, cellular component: trans-Golgi network membrane; recycling endosome membrane. The record is from RefSeq and is a predicted model, not a curated record. Gene Ontology annotation, biological process: protein transport.
UUUGGCCAGUGACAGAAAUUUUGUAUGAUUUAAACACGCUUCCGUUAACGAAUCUAUUGUUUUAAAGAGUUUAGGCUUGUCGUUUUUGCUAUGUUAUCCUCAAAGUGAAUUCAAUUUUGGUUGCAUCCGCUGUUUUAACAGUGACGGAAAUAUAACAAGAUCGUGUCGCUCUCGUAGCAUUUUUACACAUUACAUAACCAUUAACGAUGGCUGAACCAGAUGAAAAUCCUUUUGGUGAUCCCACCCCUUCCGUGGGUCAUCCUUUUCAGAAACCCCCUGUGAGAGGAGCAGCCAAUCCACCACUUAAUUCUAUGCCAGCUGUUAUGUCACCUACACAAGAAUAUCCAGUUACUCCACAAGUUGCUCCUACCUAUGGAAGAACUUCAGGCGAUGUCUCAGCUGAUUUAUUGGCUAGAAAAGCUGAACUUGAUCGAAGACAAGCUGAAUUAGAUAAAAGAGAAGAGGAAUUACGUAAUGCUUCAAUAAAUGUUCGUCAAAACAAUUGGCCUCCAUUACCUAAAGGGUUUUGCUAUCAACCAUGUUUUUAUUUGGAUAUAAGUGUAGAAAUUCCCCCAGAUUUUCAACAUGUAGUCAGGCAACUAUAUUAUCUAUGGUUGUAUCAUACUGGUCUGCUAGCAUGCAAUGUAUUGAUUGGUAUCUUAUUACUUUUCUUAACUGGAGCGAUAGCUACAUUUAUUUUUUCAAUUGUGUACGCCGGAAUUUUAGUGCCACUUUCAUUUUUAUUUUGGUUUCGUCCAGGAUAUAAAGCUUUUCGAGAUGACAGUUCUUUCAACUUCAUGCUAUACUUUUUUGUGUUCUGUAUCCAGUUUGUUAUAGCAGUUGUUCAAGCAUUGGGUACUUAUGAAUCGGGUUAUUGUGGAUUGUUUAUGGCCGUCAGACUUUAUGAGGACUCUCAUCCAUUUUUAGGUACUYUGGUGUUAUUAAUGGGAAUUGCUUUUUCUCUUGGCGCAACUAUGGACUUCCUUUUGUUGACAAAAAUCCAUAGAAUUUAUCGUAGCUCUGGCGCCAGUUUUGCUAAAGCACAAGAAGAAUUCCGUUCCGGUGUCAUUUCUAGUGGUGCCGUUUCCAAUGUCAUAGCAUCUAACAUCAGAUUUUAAACUAACAAAUCAUGCAUUCUCAAUAUAUAUUCUAUUUAACACUUAAUAAUAUUACUUCAGGAUAUACAUUGUUAUAUUGUGAUGGAUAAUGUAUAUAACGCAGCUGAAAACAACAUUUAACCUUUUGCAUAUUUUAGUAUAAUAGUCAUUACUCAACUAUUUUCAAGCAGAAAUGAUAAAAAUGUCAUUAUAAUAAGUCAUUUUUGUUUGAAUAUUAUUAAUUAUUAGGAC